AUGUGGCUCAUGGCGGAAACCUCGGCACAACGUGAAGAGCAAGCUCACCAACAAUACAAGUCGACACGUGCCGAUGUUCAAAGAGUUAUCUGCUCUGCUCUGCCUAACCUUGAGGUUAUUGUUUGGCACCUCUCGAUACACUUAAAGCCUGAUUUCGAGCUUCGCGAUAUUCUCGCCAAUUGCGGUACUUUCUCGCAUCUCGAGACGUUGGUCAUCCAGCCUCUCCCCGAGUUCAAGGAAUAUGCAGAAUUCAUCGCGGGUUUUAUUGCAAGGCACGAAACGGUAAAGAAGCUAUAUGUAUCAGAAGAUGCGCAUGCGCAUGACUCAACGGCGCACCUUGACGCGUGUGUCAUCCCGCUGUUCUCUACUGGAAGAUUUGAGCACCUUAGGACUCUCUCCUUGACAUGGGGUGGACCGGAUUAUCAUACCGUUUCCAUACCAGUGGCCUCACUAACAGCUAUUGCGUGUCUCGCGUCUCUUGAAGAGCUAAGCCUUGGUGUGGGAACCAAAAGCGGAGUGUAUUGUCGUUGGCUGGUUGAUCACGACCAGUUACGCGAUGUCUUCUUCAAGCUGAAGAAGUUAAAGGGGCUUGCUCUCCAGCAUGAUACAUACCCCUGGGAAAUUCUCUCCUCUUCCGAAAAUUCCGAUAGAUUUUAUGGCACCCAGUCGUUUACGGAUGACGAAAUGUCCGACAUGUUGGCUAGACCCGAUCUUGACGAAACCCCGGGGGAUCUGACCCGUCUCUGGAAUAGAAAAAGUCCCGAGAGGGGGGUUUUGUUGUGGGAGGUCCUUCAUCGCAAUCGGAUGCUUACGCUGACCGAGGCCUGGGCCGCCGCAUUUCCUAACCUCGAGUGGACUUACUUCGGUCAAUGGUUUAUGGGCGUUAAGGAGGAGCUGGGGGAUCCGACUCGGAAGAAGGUGGUGCCGCUGACGGAGACGAGAGACGAGCAUUGUCGUUGCCAGUUCCUCGUAGAUACGUUCACUAUAGCGGGGUUUGAGAAGUGA
This is a messenger RNA of Daldinia childiae, 1005 nucleotides long. RefSeq lists its product as uncharacterized. The transcript has 2 exons. Bases 1 to 1005 code for a protein of 334 amino acids. The record is from RefSeq and is a predicted model, not a curated record. Lineage: Eukaryota; Fungi; Ascomycota; Sordariomycetes; Xylariales; Hypoxylaceae.